AUGGAUUGCAGCCUUUGCUGUGAGCCCUUUGAAGAGGAUGGACAUCACGCUCCCCGUACACUUCAUUGUGGCCACACCUUCUGCACCCAUUGUAUUGAGAUGCUUGAGAGAACACAGCCAAGAUUUUCUGCUCGGUGCCCAGAGUGCCGUGCUUUCAUUCGAUUCCACCGAAUUCCCCCAAUCAACUUUGCAAAGAAUUUCAAGCUCUUGGAGGUGAUCAGGGACAGGAAGGGACCACCUCCCAAACCAGGGGCAGACACAACAACCACAUACAAUGACCAUAGAGGCAACGAUGCCACAGACCUGUCUGGGUUUGUGCCACGUGGGUCUGAAGUCCAAGAGGCUGCAUCCCCACUAAAUCAUCCAUCGGAGCAAACAUUGCCUUGGAUUCAUUUUGGCUGGACUCCUCGACUGGGCGUGGACAGUGAUUACGAAGUUGAGCAUCGGGCAGGCUUGAUCCGUGGUUCAUGGCCGCAUGCAGUGCCACGUCAGGCCCAGCUGGAUGCCAUCGUUCCACCACCCCGCCCUUCCUCAAGGCUGUUCCUGGGUGGUGUUGGAGGUGCUCCAGCAAGGCCUUCUGCGCCUGUGCCCCCAACCCCAGAGGCCACUGCCACAGCCACAACCUCCACGACACCUGAUGAAGGAUCUUCUUCCCACGAUGCAGACAUAUGGACCACGAACAAUACAAGCAAUGGGGAAGGGUUGGUAUACAAUGGUGACCAAAAUGCAGUUGUGAGGGGACGUGCAGUACAGGGAGAUAAUGGGGGCCUGGUUUGCAAGUUUUAUCAGGAAGGGACCUGCCGGUAUGGCCCAUUCUGCUGGUUCGACCACCCCUGCAUCAAUCCCUCAAAGCCCAUGUGCAAGCACUGGCUUCAAGGACGCUGUCGCAUGGGCCUCAGCUGCAACUACCGUCAUGGGGUACUGGUCCCGCUGCAGAGGCGGAGGCGGCAUAGAAGCCAAAGAAGCCAAAGGCCUGGAGAUGCUGGUCCGAGCGGGGAUGCUCAAAGGGUCGAGGAGGAGGAUUCACAGCAUAUUUUGCAUCCAUCUGAUGGGCGUGCACUUGGUGGCAGCCAGGGUUCAGAGGCAAGGGGAGUGGCGAGGAGUGUGGUGCUUGUGGAUGGGCAUGGUGGGGUUCUUGGCUAUAGGCAGUGGGGGUCCAAUAACAUUGUUGGGCAGCACCAGCAGGUAGGUGCCUGCCCUCGUGCAGGAGAGGCGACCCACUUUCAAGGUGGGGAACGUGGUUCAGGUGAGCAUUUCUAUGACAGAUUUGGGACUGCUGCCAGUCUGUCAAGUCAGCCUGCAGGCCGGGCCACCUCAGAGCAGUGA
This is a messenger RNA of Ostreobium quekettii, 1326 nucleotides long. The record is from the annotation of a GenBank genome assembly. Lineage: Eukaryota; Viridiplantae; Chlorophyta; Ulvophyceae; Bryopsidales; Ostreobiaceae.